AUGGAGAACAUCAAUGUGUCGGAACUGGCGGAGCGACUGGGCAGCGAUGAAGAUGCCGUUCGUAAAAUGGCCGUGUUCAAACUGCAGUCCAAUAUCGGCGACCCUUCGUUUGCGGACGUUUUCAUUUCCGAAGGAGGACUGGUCAAACUGAAGCAUCUGGCCAUGACUGCUACUGGAAACACUUUGGCGUAUAGUCUGACUUCAUUUGCGAGGCUCUUGGAAGUCGAUAAGGGGUGGGAUGUGGUGGAUGAAGAGUUUAUCGAGAGGAUUGUUCAACUCAUUGUUACGCACCCGCUCGUUAACAUCCUGCGCGGUGCAAUGUCUAUCCUGGUCUCGAUCGUUUCACACCCGCGUGGCUCGGGCCGCAAUUCCACCUACAGUCAGUCUGGCCUUUUCGGAUUCCACGCGCUCAAGCCCGCGAUCGCGAUCCACUCCCAAUUUCUCGAAAUGCUCGUUAGCAGGCUGUCCUCCGCUGACCAUGCGCUCUGCGCCAAUGCUCUACAACUGAUCAAUAGUCUGAUGAGGGACUCGAUAAUGUCUGAAAGCGAGGCAGAAUGGCCCAGGUUUAUCAAGCGGUUACAGGAUUUGGGCGUGAUCCGGGCUGUGUAUGUUCUUAUGCAGGGUUCCGCGCUGCAAGAUUUGGCUCAACCCUUGUUGGAGUUCCAGUCUCUCACUAAAGUACUACUGAAAAAAUGGAGAGAUCUUGCAGUGGAUCUGGAGACACCGGAUCACCGCAGGGCUUUGAAGGGCAUCCAUCUUGCUAGUAACCCCGCAAAGCCACAAGAGACCGAGAAGACUGGAUCCAGAAGACAUAAUCCGCAUAAAUGGCGAAGACUUGGCUUUGAGUCAGAGAGCCCUCAAUGGGAUUUCCACGAAAUGGGGUUCUUGGGAAUGAUGGAUUUUACAGACUUCGUCAGGAGGUAUCAAGAUCAAUUUCAGAAGAUGCUCCUAGAGCAAUCCACAAAGCCCUCGGAGCAGCGCUGCCCAAUAGCUAGAGCGUCUUUGAACGUAACGGCGAUUUUAUACGAGCAUUUCGAGAUCGACAAGGCAGAUCUGGAAGACCCGAAAAGCUAUAUGAUCCUUGAAUCACGGUCCAAUUUCGACAAGGUCUUCAAACCAUUAUUGCUUCAUUGGCCUCGGUUGCACGUUUCGGCCCUGAAUGCAUUUUUCCGCUUGUGGAAAGCAACCGGAGCGCAAUUGGAAGACUUUUCAAAAAUCACCGAACUGGUACGGAUUCUCGUUGAAUCUGUCAUUGGCGGUGCUACGCGGACCAAGGAUAUGCAUGAAAUUGAAGAGGAGAUGAAUGAUUUUGAAUACCAACGGCUCCGGGAAUUGCAAAUGGAAUUGCUGGAGCUAACAUACGAAGACGUUUGGGGGCAACACCUUCAUCGGGUGCGGGAAGAGCUACACCAUGAAGCCCUACAGUUUGUAAAGGAGCAGCGGAUCAGGUGUCUGCUGCAAGGCGCCUGGUUCCCGAUAGAAUCGAUUUCCAAAGGCGAAAAUGGAGUAGCUUCAAGACCAGAUGCGAAGCGGACCAAUACCACGUCAUACCGAUAUGCACAGCUGUCGCAUAAUCGGCGAAUUCUUCACUAUGCUGACUUCGACUCUGUGGACAACGACAUCCCUGAUAUUGACGACCUUACACAUAAAAUCGACCUCAGCACGGUCUCAUCCGUUGUUUCGAAUGUCUCAGCGUCUUCGGACGAUUCUUCUGGCUCCACCAUCAAAACGCUUCCUCAACCUUCUUCCUCCACGAGAAUCACAAUUCAUGGCUACGCUCAAAAACCAUCUUCUGCUGAAAACAACGCCAAAGCACUGUCUGACGCACAUGAUGGCAAUGCCAGCCGACAACGCUCCAACACGGCGAAAACAAACCAAACCCAAAAGGAAAUCGUGCUUUUGACACUCCACCCUCAAUCGCACAGCAUUGCAUCCGAGUGGCUCGAUGGCCUUCUCAUGCUCCUCAAUCAGCAGCCGAUAACUGCCGAGACAAACAAACUUAUUAACUUGGUGAGUAAUUACGGACUCAAAAUCCGAUUGUUGAAUGUACGAUUCGAUGAUGCCACUUUUAUGGGAGAAUGCCCGGAAAUCCCUAGCCGAGAAGGCUUGGAUGAAGAUUAUUACUAUGAUGUUUUUGGUGGUUCUUAA
Uncinocarpus reesii 1704 is the source of this 2148-nucleotide messenger RNA. RefSeq lists its product as uncharacterized. Gene Ontology annotation, biological process: cell motility; actin filament organization. The transcript has 3 exons. Lineage: Eukaryota; Fungi; Ascomycota; Eurotiomycetes; Onygenales; Onygenaceae. Gene Ontology annotation, cellular component: plasma membrane. The record is from RefSeq and is a predicted model, not a curated record. The coding region runs from base 1 to 2148 and encodes 715 amino acids.